AAAAUAACCAGGGAUCGUACCCACUCGCCUCUCCUUCCUCUUCCCUCCACCUAAAAAGAACCGGAAAAACGAAAAAGAAUCAUAUAUUCCCAAAAUGUCCUUCCUUCUUCCCAAAAUAUCCCCGCCUCCUCCUCUCCUCCCCAACCCGAAAAGUUCUUCCCAAAACGCCCUCCCCCGAUUCCACACCUACUCCUCCCCCUCCUCCCCUCCCUCUCCGCUCACCGACCUCGAGCUACCCGCGCCGGCGCAGGAUAAGGAGAAGAGGAGGAGGGACGAUUUCUACCUCAACGUCGGCAUCGCCGUCCGUACUCUGCGCGAGGACGUGCCGGCCCUCUUUCACAAGGACCUCGACUACGAUAUUUACAGGGAAGAUAUAACGUUCAUAGACCCUCUCAACACCUUCCAAGGGAUCGAAAACUACCGGCUAAUCCUCUGGGCUCUUCGAUUCCAUGGGCGUGUUCUUUUCAAAGAGAUUGGGAUCGGGGUGUUUAGGGUUUGGCAGCCAUCAGAAAACUCGAUUUUGAUCCGAUGGGAGCUUCAGGGGGUCCCACGCGUGCCUUGGGAGACUCAGGGUCGGUUCCAAGGAACUUCGAGGUACAAACUGGACAGACGCGGGAAGGUAUACGAGCACAAAGUGGAUAACUUAGCCUUCAAUUUUCCUCGGACUGUGAUGAAGCCGGUAACAGUGUUGGAUUUGGUUGGGGCUGCCUGCCCAACAACAAGUCCCAACUUGUCAUUCUGGGAGGACCAGUUGGGGGAUUCAUCCGCACGCCCGUGGGUUGAACUGUAUCGGGCAGUUAGGCUGACCUUAGAGCAAGGAGAGCAGGGGCUUGGGAGUGUACAUAAGAAGCUUUCUGAUGGCUUGAUCGUUUGUUCGUGACGUGCUGAUACUUGUCUGAUAGGAGCUUGGGAGUGUACAUAAGAAGCUUAGAGGGAUAAUGUUGGUGAGUUCCCUUUUGUUUGAUUCUGUAUUAUAUAUUGAUGAUAUUUUGAAAAUGUAUGUUACAUAAAAGCCACAAAUACAUGUAGUUCACUCUUUCAAGUUAGUAGCAUUAUAAUGCGCAAAUUUACAUAUAUAUGAGGAGAAUAAUGUAUGUCACAUUUGGAGACAACUAUCAAGAAGGUAUGCCAUGCCCACAUGUGAUGGACGCAUGCUUAUACACAAUACUUCCAUUUCUAGUGCUACUUAUCUAAUUCGUUAUGAUGCUCAUACACAGUACUUCCAUUUCUAGUGCUACUUAUCUAAUUUGUAAUGUCUCAGUGUAUCAUUUCAAUGUUGGCGUGUUGAAUAAUAAUAGAACAGUGGCUGUAAAUGAGUCUUUAUGGUCUCAAUCUGAGUCUCGU
Molecule: messenger RNA, 1344 nt
Organism: Asparagus officinalis (garden asparagus)
Lineage: Eukaryota; Viridiplantae; Streptophyta; Magnoliopsida; Asparagales; Asparagaceae
Exons: 2
Coding region: 95-880 (261 amino acids)
Source: RefSeq, a predicted model, not a curated record